GUGUACAAAACACAAACCCUCCAGAGUCCAGAGUUGUGGUCGAACAACAGUAAUUUGUGCUCUCUGCACUAAACCUUUGGCGUUUCUGAUUCGAUAUCAUCCGAUCAAUCAGCGAAGAUGAACGAUACCGAUGUGUCGAAGCAGAUCCAGCAGAUGGUCAGAUUCAUCCGCCAGGAAGCGGAGGAGAAGGCAAAUGAGAUCUCGGUCUCCGCUGAGGAGGAAUUCAACAUCGAGAAGUUGCAGCUGGUAGAGGCAGAGAAGAAAAAGAUCAGGCAAGAGUACGAGCGUAAACAGAAACAAGUAGAAGUUCGAAAGAAGAUCGAGUACUCAAUGCAGCUCAAUGCUUCCCGGAUCAAGGUACUUCAAGCUCAAGAUGAUGUGGUCAAUUCCAUGAAAGAUGCAGCAGCAAAGGACCUCCUACAAGUUAGCCAUGAUCAUCAUGGUUACAAAAGGCUUUUGAAAGAUCUUAUUGUUCAGAGCAUGUUGAGGCUGAAAGAGCCUGCUGUCUUAUUGCGUUGCCGGAAAGAAGAUCUGCAUUUGGUGGAGUCUGUGCUGAAAUCAGCAAGAGAGGAGUACGCAGAGAAAGCAAAUGUUCACUCACCAGAGAUAUUAGUUGACACCAAUGUCUAUCUUCCGCCUGCUCCCUCCCAUCACAAUUUGCAUGGCCUGCAUUGCUCUGGAGGAGUUGUGUUGGCUUCUCGAGAUGGGAAGAUUGUUUUUGAGAACACACUUGAUGCGCGCUUGGACGUUGUAUUUGGUAAAAAGCUACCAGAGAUCCGAAAAUGGAUGUUUGGUCAGGUCAUUGCAUAAUGGGUUCGAUUGUUUUGCUGGCUUCGGAUGAUUUGAAGUACGAACGAUGAAUAUUGGUCAAACCAAGCAGCAUAUUGUCUACAUAGUUUAUGUAUUUCAGAUUCUUUUCUUGUUUGCUGAGGAUUUAAUUUUCUGAAAUUACAGAAGUUAUUUGCUUGUUCCUCAUGGUAUUUGGGGAAGGUUGAGGUACUCGUGUUUAUUUUUUGAAGGUACUCGUAUUUAUUAGUGAAGAAUAAAAUAAGAGACGUUUAUCUUGAUUGCUA
Molecule: messenger RNA, 1073 nt
Organism: Tripterygium wilfordii
Lineage: Eukaryota; Viridiplantae; Streptophyta; Magnoliopsida; Celastrales; Celastraceae
Product: V-type proton ATPase subunit E-like
Exons: 6
Coding region: 118-810 (230 amino acids)
Biological process (GO): proton transmembrane transport
Cellular component (GO): proton-transporting two-sector ATPase complex, catalytic domain
Molecular function (GO): proton-transporting ATPase activity, rotational mechanism
Source: RefSeq, a predicted model, not a curated record